Heterotrigona itama is the source of this 1212-nucleotide messenger RNA. The record is from the annotation of a GenBank genome assembly. Lineage: Eukaryota; Metazoa; Arthropoda; Insecta; Hymenoptera; Apidae.
AAUAUGGAUCUUUCGUUUAAGAGUUCAUUUUUAUGACGAGUUUAACGUACGUGGAGAAAGCAAUAUGUAAUUACUUUAAUUAUAUUUUCUUUUUCAUAUAUAGGGUGGAUCAGCUAUAUAGAAUCACUUAAAUAUUAUCUAUCACAUUCCCGCUAUCUUUUGCACAAAAAAACUUCUGGACUAGUUGAAGAAAGAAGUGCAAUGUCGGAAACCUUUUUUUUUCAAUGAUCAUUCAUUUAUGAGAUCUCAAGGUCAUCGUUUUUUUUUUUUUGCGAUUAACCUAUAUUUAUUUUUGGAUACUCUUGUGGAAUGUGAAAAAAUGCAUUCAACGAUCUAUAGAAUUACAUCAUUCCGAUCAUUUAUUUUUAAGAUAUUUGUGUUAUAGAUGAGAUAUUUGAGCAGUUUGAAAUUAUUACAAAUAUGUAAAAUACAAUUCAACUCUAAUUGCAAUAUACAGAUGUAUUUAAUUGUAAUUAUAUCGAAUCAAUUACAAUUAAUGUAAUUGUACCAUAUCUAAUUUUAGCAGCAGCUAAUAUCAAUUAGUGUAAGUAAGAAAGAAUUUUUAAAAAGUACACUAUUUUAUAUCAAGAAUUUUAUAAAAAAUAUUAUAUUCUCAGUUUCUCUACUUUUUUUUAUCUUACUUCUUCUCUACUUUCUUUUUCUUUUAUCUUUCUUUUAUAUUACAAUUUGAUAAACAUACGGCUUAAAUUGUGAAUUGAAACCAAAUGUUUCAAGACUUUUGAGUGAAAGGGUAUUAUACAUAUUUAUCUUCGAAAAAUAUGUAUUUAUUUUAAUUACGGGUUACAGCGUGUGAUCGAAGAAAUGAUAAACUAUAUUAAAGAGGCGCAGCAAUACGAACAGGAAAUCUUUUGCAAGUAUAUCUCGAAAUGCAGCGUGUUUUAUGGGAGUUCGAUGGUCUGUAUGUACCUGACCGCGGUUGCUUUUUCGUUGGGACCUGCAAUUCUACCCGUUUCCUUCCCAUGCGAGGCGGAAUAUCCGUUUCGCGUUAAUUAUACGCCAGUGAAUGUUAUAAUAUACAUGCACCAGUCUAUCCUCAGUUUUCAAUGUGCCGCACAUAUGUGCGUGAGCAUAUUUGGAGCGUUCUUACUUUGGUACAUCGCCGCAAGAUUCGAGUGCUUAGCCAUAGAAUUGAAAAAAACUACCAACAUUCGUAUGCUGAUUGUUUGCAUUAAAAAACAAUUACAUUUAAGG